UCGGCCACCAUGGCGGCUCCCGCGUAGGCGAGGCGGCCGGCUCCCGUCCCGACCCCGCGAUGGCUCGGGCCGCGCUCGGUGGCCGCCCCUGGCUCCUGCUCGCCUUCCUCCUGGCGGCCGCCCCUGGCCAGCCGCCGCCGCCGCCGCGCUCGGAGCAGGAGAAGCCGGGCAGUGGGCGCGACGGCCCCGACGACCCGACCUUCGUCUCCGAGUAUUUCUCCCAGAGCUCCCAGAAGCUUUCCUUCUACCGCUGGUAUGGAAACGCCAAAGUCUUCCGCUUCCGCGUGCCGGAGGACACCGUCCUGCUGCGCUGGCUCCUGCAGGCCUCCCAGGGAAGAGGCCCCGAGUGCGGCAGCAGCACCCGGGUCACCAUCCACAUCCGCUACGGGGCUCCCCCUGUCAUCAACCCACUGGGCACCCAGUUCCCCGUGAACACUAGCGUGCGCCUCUCCUACAGCAAGACCCUGACCCUGGCAACUGCCCUGCAGAACAGCACCUUUGUCAAUCUGACCAGCCCGGCUGCGGGCGACUGGUUCAUUGCGGCGCACCUGCCCGAGGCCACGGACAAGAUUGCGGUGAAGGGCUUCUCCACGCCAUGCACCUACCUCUUCCAGCCUGACAUGUUUGUGCUGCGCAUAGUUGACAUGGCGGUCCUUGAGCCGAACGUGCCCAUGCGGCAGACGGUCACCUGGCCGACCAGGCCGCUUCAUGCCAAGGUCUUCGUGCCUGCCUACAGUGCCACGCUGCGCUUGGAGCUGGGGAGCUGCACGGCGAACGCUUCAACAGCCUGCGCGGUGCGGCUCACGCUGGGCUCCGCCACGCUGCCUCCGGCCUCCCAGAAGGUGCUCAACUGCUCAGGGGCCUGCAGCCUGCUCCUCGCCUCGCCGCCGUGGGAGAAGUGGCUGCGGAUCGUGGUGGAGAGCCUCCGCGGCCCCGGCGCCAGCACUUCUUUUGAGUUGACGGCCUCCUUCACAGCCUGCAAGCCGGGCAGCACCGGCUCCUUCGUGCGCUUCUACCGGAGCCUGAACCGGAGCCAGGAGAUGGCGUUGCCGGGGGGCAAGCCCAACGCCACGCUGGAGGCUGUCCCUGCCGCCAGCGGCCCCAAUGGCUCUGGCCAAGGCAGCUCGUGCUUGCGCAGCCAGCCGGUCAUCCGGGAGGACCUGGACGUCGUGUCGGUGCAGUUCCGGGUCCUCGAUGGGCCCAACGUGACGGUCCAGGCGGAUCCUCCCACCCUGCUGCUCCUCAACUUGAACUCAGGCAUGGACAACGGGGGGACCCUGGUGCUGAACCUGGCGCUUAACAAGACCUCGCCGGGCCUUGGGAACGCCACCGUCUGGGCCUGCUUGAGUGCCGCCUCCCCCGUGCUCUCCCCAAACGCCUCGUGGGGCUGCAGGACAGCAUUCUCCCAAGGCUACCUGCUGAACGUGACCACGUCCUCCACGGAAGCGUCGCUCGUUGUCCCAUACCCAGAAUCCGGCUACUGGUUCCUGUCCCUGCAGCUCAUCUGCCCACAGAACCCGGAGGCAUGCGAGAAGGCCAGGGCCCAGGUGGCUGUCCUCGCCUACCUCAGCCCUUGCUUUGAUGACUGCGGGACGUACGGACAGUGCAGCCUCAUGAGGCGGCAGGGCUACCUCUACGCUGGCUGCAGCUGCAAGGCCGGCUGGAGCGGCUGGAGCUGCACUGACGGGACCAGAGGCCAGUCCGUGGGCACCCAGACGCUGGCCACGCUCCUGCUCACACUCAGCAACCUCUUGUUCCUGCCGGCCAUUGCCGUCGCCCUGCACCGCUACCACCUGGUCGAGGCCUCCGUUUAUACCUUCACCAUGUUCUUCUCCACCUUCUACCACGCCUGCGACCAGCCUGGGGUCGUCGUGCUGUGCAUCAUGGACUACGACACGUUGCAGUUCUGUGACUUCCUGGGCUCCGUCGUCUCCAUCUGGGUGACCAUUCUGUGCAUGGCUCGAGUCAAGAAGAUCCUGAAAUACGUUCUGUUUGUGCUGGGCACCCUCUUCAUUGCUCUGUCACUACACCUGGAUCGCAGAGGGGUCUGGAACAUGAUGGGGCCCUGCCUGGUGGCCCUCCUCAUCAUGGCCACAGUGUGGGUGUAUCGUGGAGUGAGCCGGCGCCACUGCUACCCGCCCUCGUGGAAGCGCUGGGCCUUCUUCCUCUCCCCUGGGAUCAGCCUGGCUCUCGUGGCCAUCAUGGUGUACGCUUUCAUGGAAACCACGGAGAAUUACUACUACACACACAGCAUCUGGCACAUCCUGGUGGCCACCAGCGUGGUCUUCCUCCUCCCGCCAGGAGACAAGCGCAAGAAGCCCUGGGCCUGGUCUCGCGAGCUGCUCUCCCGCUACCAGAUCUGCAAGAAUGAUCGGGAAGAGCUCUACGCAGUGACAUGAGACUGUCUGGCUGGGGAGGGAGCUACCACCUCCAGGCCCUCCCUCCUGGCUUGUGCGCCAGAGCACCAGCCACACUUCCCGGGGCCACUUGAUCGGUCAGGAAGAAGGCCGGGCCCUGUGGAAGAGAGGGUGGUGCUGGGUGAAAAACAGGGAGCUCAGCCAACCAUGGGAGGCUUGCUAGUUUUCACCCUACCCUGAGAGGUGACCAUUCUCUAGUAAGGUGGGUCUGGCAUGGAGGCCUGUCCUAGAAUGGGGUUUCUGGAGCCUUGGGAAGCCUCGUGGUUGCCUACACCAUACUGGAGUGGCUGAGAAGUGCAUUAACAACCUGGGAGCAGGUGAUCCUGCUGCAAUCCUGGGAGCUGCUAGGAGGAAGGGGAGCUCAAGUCGACUCAUCCUCGGGGGAUUUGUAGGACUGAGACUACAAAAUGAGGCCACUGUGGUGCUCUCAGCAGCCCCCGUCUGCUAACCUAGGAGCAAGAAGGGCUGAGACAGAGGGGCAGGGGGGGAUGCCGCUGCCUUUUGUGGCAUCACCACCAUGCACAUUGACGGCGGGAGAUCAGACAUGCUGGCAGUGAACCUGCUUGCUCAGACAUGCGGAGGGUGCUGUGAGCGAUCGACCGGUGGGAGGGGAGGCCCAGCAGCGUGUGCUUGGACAAAUUGGGCUUUGAUGCGGAGGUGCACAAUCGCUCUUGUCUUGAACUGCCCGGGCCAAGAAGUGGGCUGUGGUUGCUCCCUUCUGGGGCAGCUGUGGCGGCUGAUCCGCUGGCUUCACUUGCCACGCCGGCUUUGCUCUCCUUGUGGGUGGUUACCACGACCACGCACAAGCAUGACCACCCGCUCCACGUGCGGCGUGAUCGAGUGGUAGUCCUUGUGGCCUCUGGAAGUGUGUGGCUCGCCAGGCUGCUCUGGAGCUCCCCAACUUCCAGGUGGGCUGGGGGGGGGUAAAGGGGGCCUCCAGGGGCCAAAGGUCCUCAGGCUUCAAGUGGAGAAAGUGCUCAUGGUGCCCAUUAGCUCAGGAAGAACCACAGUGGCUGCAGUUCACGACAUCUGUGUAUAUCUGCAUCCUACUAGGCCUUUGUAAAGCUCUACUGGAUGGAGCUGUUCAUGUCUUAAAUUAAAAGCUCCGUGCGAAUGGUG
Elgaria multicarinata webbii is the source of this 3536-nucleotide messenger RNA. It is a transcript of the gene PGAP6, whose product is annotated as post-GPI attachment to proteins 6. The transcript is spliced from 13 exons. The coding region runs from base 60 to 2399 and encodes 779 amino acids. NCBI's taxonomy places the organism in Eukaryota, Metazoa, Chordata, Lepidosauria, Squamata, Anguidae. Gene Ontology annotation, cellular component: membrane. The record is from RefSeq and is a predicted model, not a curated record.